Molecule: messenger RNA, 1586 nt
Organism: Gekko japonicus
Lineage: Eukaryota; Metazoa; Chordata; Lepidosauria; Squamata; Gekkonidae
Gene: SNW1
Product: SNW domain containing 1
Exons: 13
Coding region: 58-1509 (483 amino acids)
Biological process (GO): mRNA splicing, via spliceosome
Cellular component (GO): spliceosomal complex
Source: RefSeq, a predicted model, not a curated record
CUUGCGCAGUUCAGACGCGGAUUCACUGUCGCGGAGCCCUGUGGAGAGGAAGAAGAAAUGGCGCUGACCAGUUUUUUGCCAGCACCAACUCAGCUAUCUCAGGACCAGUUAGAAUUGGAAGAAAGGUCAAGAUCCCAAAGGGUGAGACAGACUGCAUUGGUAUCGUCACGAAGGGAGCCUCCCCCUUACGGUUAUCGAAAAGGAUGGAUACCACGAAUGCUGGAAGUCAUUUACAGCAAAUACACAGACCUUGUUCCAAAGGAAGUUAUGAACGUUGAUGACCCUGAGCUGCAAAGGCCUGAUGAGGAAGCCGUCCGAGAGCUCACAGAAAAGACUCGAUCAGCCUUGGAAAAAUCUGUCUCCCAGAAAAUUGCAGCAGCCAUGCCAGUCCGAGCAGCUGAUAAACUAGCUCCAGCUCAGUACAUCCGGUACACGCCAUCACAACAGGGUGUGGCCUUCAAUUCUGGUGCAAAGCAGAGAGUUAUUAGAAUGGUGGAAAUGCAGAAGGAUCCCAUGGAACCACCAAGAUUCAAGAUUAACAAGAAAAUCCCUCGUGGGCCGCCAUCUCCUCCAGCACCUGUAAUGCACUCUCCCAGCAGAAAGAUGACCGUGAAGGAGCAACAAGAAUGGAAGAUUCCUCCCUGUAUUUCAAACUGGAAAAAUGCAAAGGGUUACACCAUUCCAUUAGACAAACGUCUGGCUGCGGAUGGCAGAGGACUGCAGACGGUUCACAUUAAUGAAAACUUUGCCAAGUUGGCUGAGGCUCUCUACAUUGCUGACAGAAAGGCUCGUGAAGCUGUAGAGAUGAGAGCCCAGGUGGAAAGGAAGAUGGCCCAGAAAGAAAAAGAAAAACACGAAGAGAAACUCCGUGAAAUGGCCCAGAAAGCCAGGGAGCGAAGAGCUGGAAUCAAAACCCACGUGGAGAAAGAGGAUGGAGAAGCUAGAGAACGUGAUGAAAUCAGACAUGACAGGCGGAAAGAUAGACAACAUGACCGGAAUCUUUCCAGAGCAGCCCCUGACAAGAGAUCAAAGUUGCAAAGGAAUGAAAACAGAGAUAUUAGUGAAGUCAUUGCCUUGGGUGUUCCUAAUCCUCGGACAUCCAAUGAGGUUCAGUAUGAUCAGAGGCUCUUCAACCAGAGCAAGGGCAUGGACAGUGGCUUUGCUGGAGGAGAAGAUGAAAUUUACAAUGUCUAUGAUCAGCCUUGGAGAAGUGGUAAAGACAUGGCUCAGAAUAUCUACAGACCUAGUAAAAAUGUAGAUAAGGACAUGUAUGGUGAUGAUUUGGAGGCCCGCAUAAAGUCUACUAACAGGUUUGUUCCCGACAAAGAAUUUUCUGGCUCAGACCGCAGACAAAGAGGUAGAGAAGGACCAGUUCAGUUUGAAGAGGAUCCUUUUGGUCUGGACAAAUUCUUGGAGGAAGCCAAACAGCAUGGGGGUUCAAAAAGGCCCUCUGACAGUAGCCGUCCUAAGGAACAUGAGCACGAAGGCAAGAAGAGAAGGAAAGAGUAAGGAUUUGUUCUUCUGGAUGAUGAGACUGGAUUCAAAAUUAAAGCAUUUAAAGCAGGCUGUAGGGGAAUAGUCUUUAC